This is a messenger RNA of Dentiscutata erythropus, 295 nucleotides long. The record is from the annotation of a GenBank genome assembly. Lineage: Eukaryota; Fungi; Glomeromycota; Glomeromycetes; Diversisporales; Gigasporaceae.
AUGGAUAAAGAACAACUCAAGCUACACAUAUCAUCUAUUCAAUCUGAAAUUGAUAGAAUACAGGCACUUUUAUCAGAUUACAUAGGAGAUAUUAUUACAGUGGGUAAAGAUCGUAAUGUACAAUUCUAUAAAGAAGCAGUAUGGAAACUUGCUGAUAAUUUAACUGCUGCAUUUCAACUAACAACAAGCAACAAUGCAAAAGAAAUUCUUUCUCAAUUGCUUACUCAUACUACUCUCUCUGACAAUGAUCAAUUACUAUAUGAUAUUCUUUAUGAACUUCAAGAUAUUGAAUCAA